Pseudo-nitzschia multistriata is the source of this 9145-nucleotide messenger RNA. The record is from the annotation of a GenBank genome assembly. Lineage: Eukaryota; Bacillariophyta; Bacillariophyceae; Bacillariales; Bacillariaceae.
AUAUCAGUAWUUUUUGCCACCAGGUUGUMCCUUUCCAGCGAAUGAUUGAUAAGGUACUAUACAAUUGGGAAGAAGAAAUAGUGGGCAUCAUUAUGGAGUCAGGCGACUUGUGAUGCAGAAUCCAUCACCCCCCCAAUGUUCAAGAUGGCACGUUUUACGCCCGAUCGCUCAUUUGAGCUGUCAAGCUAUCGAAUGCUCAUUAUACCACAGUUUUAAGGUGUAAGUAGAACACAGUACGACAAGRGAAUGAUAGUAAAUUGAAAAAUUACGGCAACAAGUAUAAAACCUUCAAAACCAAAUAUUUCGGAAACUGUUCGUUUAAUCAGUUUCGAACACUCUAAGAGCAGUAAAGGGUACAUCAUUUGAUUGCAAURUACUACAAUGCAGCAACUGCUACUUUUUCCUGUACUGGCGUGGCAGAUGCAACUUCUGGCAACUUGGUGGACGGCGCCUCUGGCAAGGGUUUUGUGUCGGGUGCGACAGGAAGUUUUUCUACCUUCGGMUGUUCUGCAGGUGCAGUACCCAUUAGUGCCUCUAGCUCUGCCUCUAUCGCCGCAUCAUCUUCGAUGGUGAGACUAGAUACAUUUGCACCGACCAAUAUUUCAUUCAUUUCCUUUUCGAGUUCGUGCUGUUCCUGGAUUUCGUCCAUCAGAUCCAAUACGUGGUCGACGGUUAUCUCUUCGUGCAUUCGUUGAAGAGUAUCCUUUCCCUCUUUCAUAGCCGCCAAAACCUGGACUUCAUUUUGUUUGGAAUCAAUUGUCUGAACCAUCUGCAUCACAUUGAGCAGCUGUGCUUCUACAGACUCGACCUCCCGCGUUUUGAGUUUUCGAAUCUUCAACAAGUUGAGUGCCGCUUUGGUGUUUCCGUCGGCCUUUGCUUUCUUGGCUCGUGCGAUGAUCUUGGCAUCGUCCCGUUCGAGUUUUGCCUUGUAUUUUUGAAGCCGGUCUCUGGCAUUUUUUAGGUCGAGUGUCGCUCUAUCUGUUGCUGAUAUGGCGGGCGGAGGACCUCUGGUCCGGGCAGCUUUCCCCGGGGUGGCGGUGCUGCUCUCUUUGCUUCCGAAAGCUCCCAUGAUUCUGUUGGAUGUGGUCAAUUACGAGAGCAGGGCAAUCAGAUUUCUCAAUUCGUUUAUUAGCGCGAGUCGGAUAUGUGUUCGCUCUUCAUAGACACAAAUAUUAUUUCUUUCGACAUUCAAUUGACCAUGGUCAUCGUCUUCGACCUCAUGUACCGAUUCUUCCCGAUUCGAGCCGUUGCGCAGCUAUCUCUGUUGAGAACAAUUUUUCCCUGCAAUUGUUCGGCACAACAACCGUUAGAUUUUCGAUGUGAUUCGACAAAGUACAUUAAUGCAUAUGUAACAUAUGUAAGUAUAUUAUGCACCAUAUCAUACACUAGGUAGAAACAUUUUCCCUUGUACUUCUACUUCUAGCCACUAGUAGCUCUAUUUGUGAAGGCAGGGGCCGAUCGAUCGAAAUAUUUACCUGCUUUACGUAUCGGUACGUACGGUGUACGGUAUCAUACGUUUCUURCCGGCUUGAGGGUACUACCGGACAAGUACCAAACAAAAAUAUAACUAAAAUAUCAACCCUGUAGGACACAGUACAUAACCUAUGUACAUGUACAAGGUGCACGAAGAUAUCACAGUGCGCGGAGUGAAACAGUAUCAACGUGUUUGAUGAGAAGUACUCACACGACCACGCACAAGGCAAAUUCUAUAGAAAAAAACCAAGUCGGGAGAGUAAUUCUCAACAAUCACGAUAACAACACUAAUAUCGACACUCCUCCUGUCAGCUAUCAACAUGGUCCUCUUGUUGAGGAUAGCAAAAUACAGCAAAAUACAGUUAACAUAUACACAGUACACUAUAUUUUUAUGGUUUUUUUCGAUAUAAGGGGGGGGACAAGUAGUAAGGAACACGACAAAGAACAAAGAGACGUCGACGAUUAGCUAAGAAGCAGCACCAACGACCGCCGGUCCACGAAGCAUGUGGUGACCCCCAUUUGCUUCAUGGGGAGCCAUUGCACUAAGGAUAUAGGAUACUCUCCUUCUCCUAUCACCACCACCAUAGACAGAAUAGAUCCUUCGGACGGCUAUUUCUGAAGAACAACCAGCACGGAUUAGUCUUUCCAUGCACCUCCAGAAUUUCAACCUCCUGCAGUACUUGCUCUUAACACGACCUCUUUCAGCAGCAGUGAACUCCUUCGCAGGCUUAUUAAAACCAACACCGACCUCCCAUUCAUUCCAGAGAACAUAAAGAUCAUUAGGACACUUGCAAAGCUCAGCUACUCCACUCUCACCACGAGCAGCUUCUGAUGCACCGCUGUUAACAGCUCGAACAAGUCGCCGUCUUGCUACGGGGGCCAUUGCAGCUCUUUGGGACAGCUCAAUGGCGCGAUUGAGCUUCCUAUUGAACUUUGCUUCAGCUGCAAUUUGUCGAUUCUUAAUCUCAUUCACUUCAUUAGCUGUAGCAAACAGCUUAGAGAACAUGGCAUGAUUCCAUUGUAACUGAGUCCUACGAAUUCCAAGAGCAGUCCCUCCAGCAGCUCCAGGGGCUCCGCCCCCUCCGCCACCAUCCAAUAAAUCAUCCGGAUCUGCAAGCUCAUCAAAGUGGACUCGUCCUCCCAUCUCAGUAGCAGUCACCUCUACCCUCUUCAUAGGAUUAACAUCAGGAUCCAAUCUAUGGGCGACAGGAAGUCUGUGAUUCAGUUGAAUCCAAGAAGCAACAACAUCUUGCAUCACGUCCUCAGAAAUCAAUCCAGAGGCGCGCAUUGCCGGAUCAAAGCAGGCCCACAGCAACGCCUUGCCAAGGACUGCAGCAACUGCGUUACCAAAUGUAUUGGCAAUAUUAGGGGCAACUGAAGAAGCAAGCCACUCGUCGACAAUUCCGGUCCUGUCAUUGGUUGGCUUGUAAAGACAGACCCCUCCGAAACAGAGCUUGCUUGCGAUAUCGAUAUCAGGCCAAGCAAGCUGUGUAUCAGUAUAUCGAUCCUGUUGUCUUCUAGACUUCCAACGCGCCCUGUAAUCAACAUUGUCCCUGCUUCCCCCACACUGUCUUGCAUAUGUGGUGGCAAACUUUCUAAAUGAAUGAGUCCCCAGCUUGCCUUCUGAAUCCGGUCUUUCAGCAACAAAGGCUUCAUUAUUAAACACAUAGCGCUUAAUAAAUCUAGAGUAAGCAGUCUUUCCUUUAUUCACCUCUUUCUCAAUAUCCCUUGCUCGCGACCUCCUAUCAGUAAUUCCUUCAGUGAACAGCCAUUGGCUUCCUGCUCCGCCAUCUUUGCACCACUUUUCAAGGAAUAAAGCAAGUGCUAGCACCACACAGCUCCUAUGAUCCAUCGAUCCAAGUAGUAUCUGCCUUGGGCAAUCGCGUUCUUCCCUUACAUUCUUAGACCACUUCAUCUUUGCUGUAAGGAACUGGGGAAAUUCAGCUGAUCUCUCCAAGCUAUCUUUGCCAACAUGAGCCAUAUCAUCAUUCCGACCUAUCAAGUGGACCUGGAACUUAAGCAUGGCAAGGUAUCUCAGUCGAUUGGUAAUGGUACCAUGAUUUCCCAUCAGUUCUAGUGUUUGCAAAAACUCAUCCUUUGUAAGAGGCCUAUCCAUGCUGCUCGCUUGUCCAAGUCCUCUCGUUUCCUUCUUGAUAACAGCCGCAAUCAGGUCAUUAACUUCCUGGGACUUGGUAGGAUUCCCACUUCCAACACCAGCAACCACAGUCCAUUUGUGCAGCUUGUUUGGCAUGAAGUAUGAUAUCGCCUUCUUGUAGUAGAUUAGCGAUGUUGAUCUACCAUGAGUAGGAUUAUCAUCCACAUCAGGAUCAGGCCUUCCAAAGGCUUUUGUGGCAAAGAAGCUGUAGAUGUGGUCUGGAGUUAAAAUGCUGAGUUCCUCAUGCGUGAACAUCUUGUCAUUAGGGAAGCGAUCAUCGUUGUCUCCAUCCUCGCUGUGUCCAUGCACAUGAUCCAUUAACUCUAGCAGAACCUUAUGAUAUCUCCUCCACUGUCCUGGCUGGUUCACAUCACGAGGAGGCGUCACAGCGCCACCCCUUCUUUUCCGAGCCCGGACACGCCGAUUCGUCCCUCCUCUUGGUGUUCUUGCCAUUAGUACUACUAGUGGUAGUAGCUAGCGUUGCUUCUUUGUUGCUUUUGCUUGGGGUUUUGCUUGUACUCGUAUGCGAGCAGCUUGUUGCUUCUUUGCUGAUUCUUGCUUGUUGGGGUUUUGCUUGUACUCGUACGACGUAAUAUUAUUUUGUGAGCUAAAAUUGCACCUCUCGUGACGAAAAAAUGAUGAAAAAAUGCACCUCUCGUGACUAGGCGAGGGGGAGUUGCAAAAUUGUUGCAGUCUCAGUAUAAUUUGGUCUGUCUUAAGCAACCAAAAGAGGUACAGAUGCGACCAUAACAUAAAAGCCAGUACGGUUGCUGUGUAGGAUCCCUACCACAAAUCAUGUAGCAGUUGUAAGUACGGUGGUAAAUGGAGUGGGAUAGAGUGACGUGUUAUAGCCUACGUAAAAUCCUACGUAUUUUAAGUACCAGCUGACUCCUACGACCGUUUUGAGAAAUGGGUUGCAAAAAUUUGGUACCGGUACGGUAGGUCGGGCCGAUCGGAACUACUGGUAAAAUUCUCAGGACAACGAAUAAGUCUAUUGAGCCCUACCAGGUACGAGUAUGUACGUAUCUUAUGGCAGGGGUCUAUGGUUCGUAAGAACUGCAAACAAACGACCGACCAAUUUUGAGACUAUUAUUUUCGAACUCUCGACGCUAAACAUCAUUAUCGUCAUAAACGAAAUAGACCUAGAAUAUUUAUGGCACAGCAGAGACGAAGUCGCUGAUCAUGCCGUGAGAAAAGUAUAAGAUUUAUUGUUCUCAGCUAGGAAAGUUUGAAAUAGUAUGAAAUCGGCKAAUUUGUUGCUAGCAUACCUUAUUUCUUCUUCGUCGAUUGCAGUCAGGACAGUCGGGGCGUGGAUAGCAGCACCGUUGUUGUUUUCGAUUAAAAGAAAGUCACAUACUUCAACGGCAAUURCCACCGAAAACAUAAAUCAUGCCGGACUUGUACCACCAUGGAAGAAUCCUCUCCAUGUGCAUCGCGGAAAGAACGGCAAAAGCUGUCCCACGCGAAGCAGAUUUACGAUGGGCUCUUCCCGUCGCAUGAGCGACAACAACGACUACGAUGGCGUGGAUCUGGAAGAAGAAUAUUACCAACAGCACGAAAGUUCGYAUCAUUCCCCCGAGAAUAUUGACGAUGGCCUUUCCRUCACGGAGAAAAUCAAGCGGAGCAAAGAAAAGCAGCUGGAACAACAAGGUGCCCUUCCUCAGCCGUCGACGAUGCCAUCCAACAAGGGGRRAAAAGUAGAAGUAGCCAAACCUUGGGACGAAUCAAUGCUUGAUGGGCGCUUUGGAAGCGAAAGCGUAUCCGAAAGUAUUGGAAAGGAAAGCGGUUCAAUAUCCAACCUUUCCGACCUCCAACAAAAAUUGCUACAAAUUCAAAAUCGAAACAAGGAACCAAGCAAGGAUUAUGACUUUGGACCAGACGGGGUGAGCGAUGGAUUCGCUCCCAGAUUGGACAAAAACAACCAGAACUCGAGAAGCGACGAACUGGCAAAGAAAAUAGCAGCAGAAGCUAGUAUUAGCGAUCGAUACUUGGAUAUCGUUCGAAAAGCCGAAGAAAGACUGUCUAAGAUGGAACAAUCUUCUUCCGGGAGCGAUGUCAAUGCCAAUUCGAGUAAGGCGAGAAUGGUUUCUAAUAUGRCUGGUCUUGAGGAAAGACUGCGGCAGAUCCAACAAGAUACCGAUGUGGACACCAAUGCUGGCACAAAUUUGCCACCGCCUGAAUUGGAGCCUAACGCAAAACGUCUAGAUGACGAGACUCUAGCGGAAUGGGAGGAACUGGAGUAUCAACURCAGUUGGAGGCAGCUGARAAGAAAUCGACUCCUCGUCCUCUGGAACCUAAUGAAGAAGGAAACGAAGAAGUGUCGGUGUUAGAUGAGGCUGCAAUUCUAGACGCAUUAAGAUCCGAGGCAGCUGGUUCUACUACUUCAAAUAAGAAGGCCUCUGCUAAAAAGGGCAGUGACGACUCUAGUGAUACCAAGUUAGGUGACAACCUCGGUCUGAAUGACACCCCAAAGAGCUACAAGAAAGAAAAGCCCGGUUAUGAAAUWACUGACGAUGGUGGAGUAUAUCUAUCAGCCGAAGCAUACCAAAAAGCUUGUGAAACAAGUAAUUCCGACGGAUCCAUCAACUUCGAUAGUGACAGGAAGUAUGGCAAUUCGGAUGUUCAGAAGCCGCUCAAAAGUUCAUUUGUGGACGAGGGCCCUCCGAUGGCACCCUACGCGCAGGAYAUCAAGGGUUCUAWAAAUUCGAARCGUUUCACUAUCGAAGACCUGGCCCGGGAAGCAUCGCGGAGUAUUGAAUACGCGAGGGACAACCCAGAUGUACAGGAGGAGUUACAUCGUCGGAUCAUGGCAGAAUUCGAAGCCGAAGAAGCCACUACGAACAAAUUCGAGAAAGAAGUCCUUCUUGAUCCAGAAAAGGCAAGAGCAUUUUGGAAUCARGAAUACUUUGAGCAACAGCAGCAAGAGUCUGACGCUUUGGAUGAGCUGCUGGACGAAAAAUUGCGACAACUAGAAGAAGAAGAACGAGAGGAAAAGGAAGCUCAAAAUUCUAGGAGUGACGGCCAAAGGAAAAGAUACGAACGAAUAAGUGUAUCAGAGGCCUACAAACAACAGUCCAUGUCUGAWAGAAACAUAUUCUUUGCUUCGAGAGAAGAAAGAAUCGAUCGCAGAAGAUUCAUUGAACKUACUAGGAGAGAGAGGGCUAAGAAAAUUGCUAAAUUUUAUCAGGAUGAAAGCAAUUCUAGCUGGUCUAUUACUUCAGAAUCGAAAGAGGUACAAAAAAUGACCGAACGUCAAGAUGUUUUGCAAAACAGAGACUUAGACAAUCUCGAAAGAGCAAACAAUUCAACCGACUUGUCGGAAUCGAAACAAGACGUCGGAACGACGAAAAAUCAAGAAAACCUCCAAGAUGAUUAUGGAAAGAACGAUCAGAGCACAAACUUGGAAACCACGAAAAACUCCGACUGGGUGCUYGUAGAGGACCCUGAAUCUCCCGAAGAUGCAUUUUAUUGGAACGAAGUAACAGGUGAAAUGAGUUGGGACUCGCCUGAGGACYCUUGAUCMUCUUUARAUUUCAAACGAUUCUUGGUAUACUGAAACAUUCUGCAUCAGCAUGCCACCAGCUCUUGAAUUUCGAUUCAACCCGUCCCUCAGAAGUUUUGCCAGGUUAUCGGGGACACAGCAAAACAAAGCUGGACUCAUUGCGCCAUCCAAAUCUUGUAGAAUACUUUCAACGUUUGGCCGUCCGCGAAACAUCUCGAAAUUUACUGAAGGAGUACGAGCUGAAUCUUCAUUAGGAACGUCGUCAAGGGAAUUAGGAGGAGAAGAAUCGUUUGCAUCUCGAAAGGUUGAUAAUUCUACAUCACUGGAUUUYCCCAAGUACUCGUUUUCGUCUUCACUCAAGUCCGCGGUAUACCCUGCAUAGUUGCGGGAUCUUCUUUCAGAUAGAUACCCCAAAAAGUUGGCAAGUAAUGCAACUAUCAGCCCGUAUAGUGCUACAAUAACUAACGUAUAUAUCCGAUUGAUAUAUGCGUCCUUUUUCUGCAUGCCGAACCACCUCCAGAGGCACACGAGACCUCCCCAGGAAAUGAUUGAAAAGACSAGGAAGUUUCUCACACAGUCCAGCAUGCCGAUUGAGACGGAAAAGCUUGAAAGUUCGAAGGGAAUUCCUCCGUGAUGCGAUGUCUCGAUAGCAUUGCUUCGUGAAAGAUUKGUGGUGAUUGGUCUCGCGGAUUCUUCAUGUAUGACAUCAUCUUUUCCGGUAUGGUGAAUGAUAACUCUUAUCGAAUUUUGGCCGUGACCAUUUUUUUUUUGAAAAUCAGGGUCGGUUAGAAAAUYCAUGUAUUCCUUUCGACAGUAAUUUAUGAGCGAUGGAUCUCUACAGAUCCAGUGCAAAAUGAUCACUUUCGGUUGUUGUGAUGCACCAAGUUGAUUUGAUCGAAGCAUCAAGCCAUCCAUUUCACCACUGGAAGUAGAAGAUUUGAGGUCCAGAAACAAGCUUAAGUAUGGUGUGAUACCAAUUCCUGCUGCCACCAAGACACAUCUAUUAUGGCUCGAAAUUUGGUUCAAAAUACUUCCAGAUCCAUAGUACCCAUCAAGAUAAAGUCGUGGAAAUGUAGUUGCCGAAUUUUUUUCGGCACACGAAUAAACAUUUAGAACUUCUUCUUCAGACCCGCUUUCAUCACUUUGAUCACCUGUGAUGAGUGGUGCAGUUGUCUCAGUCAUUUUUGUAGACAGAGAGAACAACGCGUUUUCAAGUGCUCUGGUGAACGGGCCUGUCACGCGAAAUAUAACUCGUAUUUGAUUCGUUUUCCUCAGGACGCGAUUGACAGUGAAAGGAUGGGAAACCUUCGAAAUGCUGGGAACCAAAACAUAAAUAAAGGCACCCGGUAAACACUGUUGAACGGUUGCCUCUGACGCUUCGAUUGUCAAGGCGAUGCAUGGACGCCUUAGUAAAUUGUCGUUAUUCUUGUUCGAGUCACCAUCCGAUUGCAACUUUUCAAUAGUCAAUACCUUGAUAUUGGAUUCCCGACCAUAUGGCCGUGCACGUUUAAGAAGCAAUUCAACCCAACUUGGAAAAUUCGACGCCAGGUAGUACAGCAACGAUCCCGAAGCAUAGAGGAUUGCUUUGUUGUAAUGUAUGCAGAUUGCUAGAAAAGUAAGAGGAGUCAAUGUAUAGUGUAGMGUGGCAAAAGUAGCAAAAUAGUGUCGCCGUAUCUUCUCCCUUGAAGAAAAACCGAUCAGCAUCAAGCCUAAAAGAGCUGUAAGUCCUGUGAUUGGAAGAAAAUGAUCGUAACACGAGCAGCCUUCUUCACUUUCUUCGGCGCGGUCACAAAUUUCUGGUUUGUAAGUCUGAGGGUUUUUCCAGCAGCCGAUCGGAGGGAAGAAAAACGCCUUCCAUACAUCUUUUCCUUGAAGAGCAUAACGGAGAGAGUGCUCCGUUGCAUGUAUUAUACUAGCGACUAUGAUGAUUCUCCCACCCCACAUGUGAUAGUUGACUACUUUUAUCGAAUCCCACGCAAACAACUUCCCGAUCGGCCCCUUGCGCGAAACAGGA